Molecule: messenger RNA, 636 nt
Organism: Guyanagaster necrorhizus
Lineage: Eukaryota; Fungi; Basidiomycota; Agaricomycetes; Agaricales; Physalacriaceae
Product: ribosomal protein S25
Exons: 3
Coding region: 95-406 (103 amino acids)
Source: RefSeq, a predicted model, not a curated record
CGACCACUCAUCGACGGUCGCAAAAAUCAAUGGUGAGUGCUAUUUUCCUUCGAGGCUCUCAGAAUCCAUGCAGCGGAUCUGUUCAACCCGUGUUAUGGCCAAGGCAAAAGCACCCCCUCCGUCGAGUGGCGGCAAAGCAGCGAAGAAAAAGAAGUGGUCUAAAGGAAAGGUCAAGGACAAGGCCCAGCACGCUGUCGCUCUUGACAAGGCCACAUACGACCGCAUCAUCAAGGAAGUGCCGACCUUCCGAUUCAUCAGCCAGAGUAUCCUCAUCGAGCGGCUGAAGAUCAAUGGUAGUCUCGCCCGAGUUGCUAUCAGACAUCUAGAGAAGGAUGGUCAGAUCAAGCGGAUUGUGCACCACUCGUCACAGCUGGUCUACACACGAUCAACGACAGCAUCGGAUUAGAUUCGUUAUUUGUUUUCGUAUCAUUCCCAUGCCUCUAUGUAUUACACGCACAAUCAAAAUCCAUGCUGCCUGACCUCCGUCGUCUGAGAGAGAUUUACGUUUACAUCUUAGAAACAUUUAUAUUUACACUGAGGUUGGUCGCGGACCAGACGGAAUCGCUGAUCAUAUUAGCCUAGGUGUAAGGAGUACGUUGCGAGUUCGUUACUGCACUUGUGGUUAAUAAAAUGCAG